Molecule: messenger RNA, 1092 nt
Organism: Cynara cardunculus var. scolymus (artichoke)
Lineage: Eukaryota; Viridiplantae; Streptophyta; Magnoliopsida; Asterales; Asteraceae
Exons: 1
Coding region: 1-1092 (363 amino acids)
Source: RefSeq, a predicted model, not a curated record
AUGGGGGAUUUCAAUUCUAUGUUAUUUCUGCAUGAUGGGUUUGGUGGGUCUUCUCGCCGCAAUACGGACAUGUCAGACUUCUAUUUUCGUGUUGAGGAUGUUGAAUUAUUUGAUCUUCAACAUUCUGGUGUUCAUUUUACCUGGAAUCAAAAGCCGAACUCUACAUGUGGUAUUAUGCGAAAACUGGAUAGGGCUAUGGCUAAUUCGGAGUUUACUUCUAAAUUUUAUGAUGCUAGUGUAAAGAUUCACCCUUCAGGUCUUUCGGAUCAUUCUCCGGUGGUCUUAUCGUUUAAAGGAGGCGCUCGGGAAAAGAGGUAUGGUUUUAAAUUUGACAAUUUCUUGACCGAUCACCCGGCUUUUCUUCAAAUUGUUAAGGAUGAAUGGGCUAAUCAUAUUGAGGGUACUUUUAUGUUUCGCGUUACCACCCAUUUGAAGGCCCUCAAGACUCCUCUUCGGAAACUUCGGAAUUCUUAUGGUAAUCUUGGUCAACGUGUUUCCUUUCUAAAGGCUGAAUUAGAUCGUAUUCAACUGGAAGUUGAUACAGACCCUUCUAAUGAUGAAUUAGGUCUUGAACUUGGUCAUAUUCGUAUAGCGUAUCAGAAUGCGUGUUGGGUUGAGGAAUGGGCGGCUAAACAAAGAGCGAAAAUUAAUUGGUUGAAUGAAGGUGAUAUGAAUACCAAAUUCUUCCAUAAAGUGAUCAAAGAGCGGAACUACUAUAACUCCAUUCAUUCGGUUUGCUCUAGUGGUGGUGAGUACUUCUAUGGUGAAGAUGUCCCGAAAGUCUUUGUUGGUCAUUUUAAAGACUUUUUGGGUGGGACGAAUGUUUCUUCUGAUCCGACUAUGCUUGAUGCUCUCUUUUUGAGAACACUCUCUUUAUCGGAUGCAAACUAUAAAGCUCCAGGAUCGGAUGGUUUUUCUUCAAAGUUUUUUAAAGAUGCAUGGGAUAUUGUUGGUCGUGAUGUGACACUUGCUGUCCACAACUUCUUUUAUCGAGGUAAUCUUCCCAAGAACUUGAAUCAUAUUCUUAUUUGCCUUAUCCCGAAAUCUGUUAAUGCUUCUAGGGUUACGGAUUAUAGGCAUAGCGUGUUGUAA